UGAGAAAUUACACGUAGCGCUAGUUGGGUUCCUCUGUGGAAUCAGAGCAGAAGAAGUUCCGAAGCAACAAAUUUGUUUUAUGAACUUUCCUAGGUGUAGUUGUUGAAUGAUCAAUCUUUUCUCGUAUUGAAAUGAAUCAGACGGUCAACCGUCUAGCCAGUAUGCAGGCUCGGCAGUUCUGUCGUUUCUUGUACAAUGGUCAACUUGUGGGUUGUUGUGCAGAAAACAUAACCUCACUGACCUGCUAUAAGUAUAUUCAGUUCAACCUUCGGGGAUUAACUCGCAGUAAUACAACUCAAAUUCGAAAUUAUUGUUCAAAAGGAAGAGAUAGUACGUUCAGUUCUACGAGAAAUUCUGAGGCUAUAGUUUUGUACACCAACGAUAACCUAAAAUUUUUAAGGAUGGUUAAUCUGUUCGGCCUCUCUUUUACUGCAUUUUGGUGUGCAACAUCAUAUCAAUUUGCAACCAUGCGUAUUACUCCUCAAUCAGAAAAAUUGAACCUUUCUAACUUGCCUUGGUUUGCGCAGUUUGAUUUAAUCAGUACGCCAACCAGGAAGUUUGUUGCUGCUGUUGCAACAGCGUUACUUGCUGCUGGCGUAUUCUGUGGAGCUUGGAUGUACUCUGUCAGAUCUGUUGGCCAACUGAUAUUGGAAAAAGGUGGGAAAUCUGCAACAUUUGUCACAUAUAAUCCAAUUGCUUUCCGCAUGAACAAGAGAAUUUAUGCUGACAUAAACGAGAUCAGCUGUCAAGGCCACAGAUCAGUGAAUGAUGUUGUUCCUAUAAAAGUGAAGGGUCGGUGGAUGCACUUUCUUCUAUCCAGAGAAGGAGCUUAUCAUAAUGGUCCUCUUUUUGAUAGAACAGUUGGCAUCAGACGUCAAAUUUGAUAUUUGCCUCGCAAAAUGUACACACAGUUUCUAAUCAAAAGGAAUAAGGAAAAGACUAGAGGCUUGCACCUGUAUUGCAAUUGAAACACAUUUAAAAAAAAUCAAUAGUCUUAACAAAAUGUGGUAGUUCACAACUUACUUUGAAAAACUUCAUGUUCAUGUAAUUUUGAUACUUUAUGAAGAAAUAUAGCAAUGCAUUUAGUUAAUGGUACAA
Molecule: messenger RNA, 1098 nt
Organism: Frankliniella occidentalis (western flower thrips)
Lineage: Eukaryota; Metazoa; Arthropoda; Insecta; Thysanoptera; Thripidae
Product: transmembrane protein 223
Exons: 4
Coding region: 132-884 (250 amino acids)
Biological process (GO): nervous system development
Cellular component (GO): mitochondrion
Source: RefSeq, a predicted model, not a curated record